Melopsittacus undulatus (budgerigar) is the source of this 7864-nucleotide messenger RNA. It is a transcript of the gene ZNF318, whose product is annotated as zinc finger protein 318. Gene Ontology annotation, biological process: negative regulation of DNA-templated transcription; positive regulation of DNA-templated transcription. NCBI's taxonomy places the organism in Eukaryota, Metazoa, Chordata, Aves, Psittaciformes, Psittaculidae. The record is from RefSeq and is a predicted model, not a curated record. Gene Ontology annotation, cellular component: nucleoplasm. Gene Ontology annotation, molecular function: zinc ion binding; nucleic acid binding.
AUGUACCGCUCCGGCAGCGGCCGCUCCGGCCCCUCGUCCUCGUCUUCUUCUCACCGGCUGAAAGACUGUAGCUCGUCGGGGUCCCGCGCUUCCCGCUCUGGCACAUCGGGGCCGGGACCAGGCCGCGGCCGGCCUCCCCCGCCGCCCCCGCCGCCGCCGCUGCCUCCGCCGCCUCUCUCGCCGCCGCGCUCCGCUUCGCCUCGUCCCCCGCCGCGCCGCCACCGCUCCCCGUCGGGCCACCGCGGGGCUUCCCGCCGAUCCCCGUCGCCGCACCGUAGCAGAAGGUUGCCAUCGCCGCCGGGAGCACCAGGGCCCGGGGGGACCCGAUGCCGCCGGGGAAGCGAGCACGGAGACGGCAGCAGCAGCCGGAGACGUUCACCGAGUCUCCGCUCUGAGUCUUCACUGGAACAGAGUUUGCGGAUUACUGUUGGUAAUGAGCGGUAUUGCACUGGCACACCAGAACGAAGGAGGCUGCCAGAUAGACUGGGCUCACCAAUUGAUAACCUGAGUGACAGGGAUGAUAUGGCUGAUGGUCCAAUAUUCACUAGAGGCCUCUCAUGCCCUCGAGGCCUUGAGAGAUACCCAUCGCAUGAAGAUCAACCUUCAAGUCCCUUCAUCAUGAGACAUGAUGAAGACUACCGCAAUCGAGAUGUUUUUCUCCAUCGUUCAGAUUAUAGUCCCCAUUAUGGUCGUCGAGAAGAGCUGCCUCGUGGAUCUGAUAGAGAUGGUGAUAAACUCAGGAAAUCCUCCUACCCGCUGAGGCCAGAAGAGAGGGGAAGAGAAAUAAAGCGUCCACGGUAUGAAAAGGAUGAGAAGAUGCAUGGUGUGAGUGGAGAGCAUCAGGGUUUCUCAUCAGGAACACGAAACUAUCGCAGACGAAGCCGCAGCCGCAGUAGAAGCCCAAGUCCAUCGUACCUAAAUGAAGAAUUCCGAGAGCUUGAUCGUGCAAGACGGAAAAGAGAAGAAGAAGAGCGUAGUAGAAACUUGAAUCACGAUAUUUCAGGCAGUGGUUAUGUGAUCCCUGGCUUGACAAAUACACUACAGACUUCUGAGCCCCGGUAUACAUACAGGCCUGAGGAAAUCCCAUCCAUGCCGAAAAAAUCUAUUUUGAAGAAGCGAGUGGAGGUGGAAGUAGAGUCUCCUGUUCAGCCUGAGGGCUUUUCAAGCAGUCUGGCUCCCAGCAAGGAUCUUCCUCUUCUUUCUAGUCAUUCGUCUUUGUCGCAGAGCAACGAAAUGGCUCCUUUUGCCUCUGAAGUGGAAAACUUUCUCAAAGGGUUUAACAAAGACUCUGUUGUAGAGUCUGCAAACAAAGACUUGCAUGAUGGUUUAUAUGAGUGGAAUCCCCUUUCUGGGACUCCCAAAGAUUCUUUCACUUUUGAAGAUAAAUUCGGAAGCUUCUUGAGUCACAAAGAAAAGGUAGAACCCAAGUCAGAGCCUACUGAUCGCCCUACUGACUUCCUGCUGCCUCAUGAAAGGGCCAGUCAGGAUGGCAGUGGUUUCUCCAGAAUUCUGGGCAUGAUGGCUGAUUCUAUAAGUGCUCAGGAGAAGAGGAGGCGUAGUUUUCCUGACAUUGAGGAUGAAGAGAAAUUUCUUUAUGGUGAUGAGGAUGAGGACACCAAAACUGAAUCUCUCCCCAUUCAGAAGCCUCCAGUGAGUUGUGGCAACGAGCUAAUAAAUCAGAAAAUGAGCCCACCUCCUUCUCCUGCUCCAGCUGUUAAGUUGGAUCCUUUAGAAGAGCCUAAUGCUGAGUAUGCAAAGAUCCAUGACUUACUCAAAACCAUUGGACUUGACAUUGGUGUUGCUGAAAUUGGAAAACUGGCUGUUCGUACCCAGGAACGCCUUCAUGGCAAAAAGCUGGCAUCUCGUUCUCCUGAUCGUCGCUCUUCAGAUUCUCGCAGACUGGACCCUUGGGACUUGCGUCGCAGCCGGAGUGACACUCGUUCUCCUGAGUCAGGCCAGCAGCACUCAGCAUCACCUCCAGUCUCUUUCCAGCAGUCUAAAGAUGCAUGCUCUUUUCAGAAAUCAGAAUAUAUUAAGAACAAGCCAGUGGGACAGGAUAUACCUCCAUGUGCACCAGAACAGCCUCUUCCUCCUGUGUCUCUCAUACCCUCAGUUCCACCAGCUCCUGCUAGUUUGCCACCUACACCUACUUCUGUUUCUCAGUAUCAAAUUCCCAACUAUUCCCAGUUCACUCCCACUCAAAUGCCCCAAAACUAUCCACCUCCCACAAUGGCUCCUCCAGGAUAUGAUGCAUAUGGGCACUAUAUGGCUUAUGCAGCCUCUGGCUGGACCAUGUACCCCGCUGCCCAGCAACCUAAUCCUACACUGCCAGAAGCUCAUGGUCUUCUUACUAUGGCUAUGUCAGCGAACCCCACACGUCCCAACCUCCGGGUGAUUGAGACAGUCUCUAUGGGAAAAGAUGUCCCUGAUUUAAAACGAGAUGGUUCAGUGCUUGUUCAUGUCCCUACCACUCCUGCUCAUUCCAAAGUGCCCCUUCGUCUGUCUUCACACCCUCUCAAAAAUAACACAGAAAAGAUGUCAGAUGAGAAAAACCGGGCAGCUCAAAAGCAGAAGGUGAUAGAAGAGAGGGAAAAACUGAAGAAUGAACGAGAAGCGCGGCAGAAGAAGCUUUACUAUCUCAAAACUGAAUUGGACAGGCUUCGUAAACAGCAAGGAGAGAUGUUGAGGAAAAAACGUCGUGAGAAGGAUGGACACAAAGACCCCUUGUUGGUUGAGGUGAACAGACUACAAGAGAAUAUUAUGAAGGAGAUUUCAGAGCUGCAUAAAGAAUCUGAUGCAGCUGACAAGAAGCAGUCUGAGCUCGACAAAGUAGCACAAAUCCUGGGGAUUAACAUAUUUGAAAAACCCCGGAAACCAUCUGUGGAAAACAAAGAUUCCUCAGAGAAGAACAGCAAGUCAGAAAAUGCAAAAGGUCUGGAAAAAACAUCUUCCUCCAACAAGGAAUCAAAAACUACUAAUGAAAAAUCCAGAGGUAGAAGCCCGAAGCCAGCAGAAUCCUCUUCACAGUCCUCCAAACAUCCUUUCCAGUUGGCCAAUAUUUAUGAAUAUUAUGAUGCAGGGAACCACUGGUGCAAAGACUGCAAUACCAUCUGCGGAACCAUGUUUGACUUUUUCACACACAUGCAUAAUAAGAAACACAGACAGACUCUGGAUCCUUACAACAGACCUUGGGCUUCGAAGACACAGAGUGAGACCAAACAAGACUCGAUAAAACGCAUCGAUAAGAUAACUGUUCCUGCCAAAGGCUCUGAGUUUCUGAUUCCUAUCACUGGAUAUUAUUGCCAGCUCUGUCAUGAAUUUUUUGGAGAUCAGAUCUCAGCAGAGCAGCAUGUGAAAAGUCAUCCCCACAAUGAGAAAUACAAGAAAUACAUAGAUGAAAACCCACUCUAUGAAGAGAGGAGAAAUUUAGACCGUCAGGCUGGAUUGGCUGUAGUUCUGGAAACAGAGCGCAGGCGGCAGAACGAGCUGAAACGGAAACUAGUUGAGAAACAGAAAGAAGAGAAGGAUGAGAAGAAACCAAAAAUAAUAAAGAAAGAGGAAACAAAGAGUAUCCCAGAGCUUGGAGAAGGGACUAGUGAGACUCAAGGCAAAAUAGAUUCUUCUGGCCGAAAAAUGGGUAUCAAGCUUAAGCUGAAGAAGGAAGAGAAGAAGGAGGAGAAAAAAGAAGAAAAGAAAGAGGAAUCUAAAAAGGAAUCACCAAGCCAGACUUCUUUUGGGAAAUUCAGCUGGAAAAAGACUGAGAGAGACGAUAAAACCCCAGCAGGCACUAUUCCAAAGGAGGAGAGUACAGAAGGAAACAAAGAGGAGAGCAAGUGCCAGUCUGGGAAACCUCAUGUCAAGCCCAUUGAAAUCAAGCUGUCUGGUAAAACUGUUAUUCCACACACUAGCCCAUGGACACCAGUUGUUGUCACAUCAACACCAGCAAAAAUUCUACCCAAUCUACCAGUCCCCACCAUGAUUUUCAGGAAGUCUACUACUGCAACAGUUAGCAAACCAGCACCUUUGAACACCUUUUUAUCCAUAAAAUCCUCUGGAGCUACCACCAAACCAUUGCCUGUGGUAAAAGAAACUAAUGCAGACCUUCUGCUUCCCCCAGAUAUCAUCUCAAAAGCUUUUGGAGGAGAAGAAGUAAUUUUAAAAGGGGCAGAGGAGGAUUUGAAAGCAGCAGAGAAAACUGAAUCUUCUCAGACUUCUGAUAUACCUCCUCCACCCCCUCCUCCAAUAGCAGUCCAGCAGACAGCUGUCAUCCCUGCAGAUGAAGUAGCUCCAGGUGUGUCUGAAAGUGAACAGACAAUGCUGGCAAUGCCUGUGAGACCCCCUCCACCACCAACUUCAACUGCUUUCAGUGAACAGGCAAAAAAGGUAGAGAAACGGAACUCUUGCUUGGCCACAGCCAAUGCUAAAGAUCUCUAUGAUAUUUUUUACAGUAGUGGUGGAAAAGGUUCAGCUGAUAGCAAGCUUGCCAGUUCUGCACUUCCAAAUGGAGAAAACUGUAAAUCUGCAGAUUUAUCUGCAAACCAUAAAACAAAUAAUAGCUCAUCCUCCUUGAAAGAGGAUUCUCAGAAUGUGGCUACUGAAGUUAGCCCAGUCCACUCAGCUGAGACAAGCUCAGAACUUGGGAAAACUGAUAUUCAAGAGACCUUAAUAUUUCAUAAUGAGAUGAGCUCUGAUGUUGAAAAUGGUAUUCUGAAAGACAUAGGCCAAAAAUCUCAGACUCUUCUUUCAACAGAUGUUCAGAGCAAAUUGAAAGAAGAUUCCUCACAUUGUAAUAAUCAAGUGACAGGGCACUGGCUUCUCAGUGAGAAUCAGGCUGAAAUGAACAAGAAAACACUUCAGCCUCAGCUAUCAGAAAUGUCAGUCACAGAAUGGCCAGAAACAAAAACUGCUUCUGUUUUCCAUAUACCUGCAGAAAUUGGACUUGUGGAUAUUAGAGGCAGAGAGCAGGUAGGUAGUCAGGAGUUCUGUGAUCUGCGGGAAACAGAGAUUCAAGAGAAAGUUGAACAGGAAGAUGAAAAUAAAACUGCAGUUAAAACUGCAGUUACUAACACAAAUGUUCCUGGUACCUUGGAGAAGGAUACAGAGAUGAAAGACUGGGAAGUAAAAGAGGCAAAGCCUGAGCUUAGCUCGCACUCAAAGACUUUGUUACCUGAAACACAGAAUAAAAUUCAAAACUUGGGAAACUCCCACUUAGUAGAGGAAGAAUUAAGUGAUAGCUAUAGAACUCACUCAGAAACUGAUAGUCCAGACUUGCUCUGUAAUUCUCAAAACAUUUCAAAAGAAAAAGCUUUAGUAGCAGUAACAAUAGGGCAGAAUUCUAUUGAUGCCUCCUUAAAAGAUACAAAACUGAAAAGUACAGCUUUGGAAGUAUCUCAUCCAGGAGCACUUGGCAAAGCUCCCCGAUUUUCAGAAACCCAAAGUAAAAUUUCAGAAUCAACAAGCAGUCCUGGUGAAUGGGACACUUCCAGAACUAGUAACGGAGAAGAACAGGUCGUCACAACCUGUUCUUGUUCUGAAAGUAGUUGGAAUCUGUCAGAUGCUCCAAAUGUAGAAGUAAAAACUAAUUCUAAUGAAAUUAGUGCUUCAGAAUUGACAGAGGCACAGCCAGACACGUGUCUCACCAACACAGAAGUUACAAGUAGCAUAUCAGAAGCUCAAGAAAAAGUUCAACCUGAACCUUCAGGCCACACAGUGCUAGAUAAUAAAACCCAAAGGCAGGAAGUUACAUGUUUAGUGAACACCAGCUCUCCAAGUAUUGCUGAACUCAGAUCCAGUGUAGAAUUAGUAGUUGAAAAAAAAUCCUUAGGACACACUGGAUCUGAUGCAACGUUAGAUAAUGUUUUUAUCAAAAGAGGUGCAAAAGAAGUAGGGACUGGAGGCUUUUCUAGGGUUCACUCUGAUCUUGUCCAAGAGUCAAUAGUUGCUUUAUCAGCAGAUUUCCAUCGGGAGCAUUUUUCAGAAGCUGUCUGUGCCCCAGAAACAAAGCAUGAGGUUUUAAGAACCUCAGCAGCCAGCGACUUUCAUUCAAAUUCCACUUACUCAGGAUUGAACACUGAGCAAUCUGGAAGUCUCUCUGCAAAUGUUCUUGUGGAUAGCAAGAAAGUUUCUUUGACAUCAGAAGAUGAGAAAAACAAUGAGUCUCCCUCCCAGAAGGCAGAGCUCAAGCUCAAAAGUGCUGAUUGCAGUUUGGGAGAUAUUAAGGUAAAACAUGAAUGCUUCAGCAUCCUUACAACAGGACUUUUAAAUGAGAAUAUCGAAGAAGUCUCAAAACUAGAAACUGUUGCAUCCAUUAGGCUGGAGUCCAGUGAACUUAAGAAUCUAGGCAAUGAAAAAACAGUGGGUGAAACAGAGAUUACUGAUUUUGCUACACUGAGUUCUGCUAGUCGGGAAGAUAAAUUUUGCACACGGAUUUCUCAAACAGUUACGCCGCAGCUUGGACUGCAGUCCUCAAAUAGUGACACUACGGAAGUGGUCAUGCCAGUUCUAGAAAUGCAGGGCAUUUCUCCCACAUCUGAGAUCCUUCUGCAUGUGGAGGAGAGCAGAGGUGGUGCUGUCGAAAUGCCGUCACUGAGUUGUGACGGGGGCAGUGCAGAAAGUCAGGCUUCUGGCUGCACGGAAACUUUCCUUCCUGGGCUCAAAGAAACACACGGGAAGGAGGGUGGCUCAGGAGGCAAGGGAGCAUGCACCAUCCUGAGCAGGAAGACUGAGCAAACAGAAACUGCUGACAGUAGUUUGGAAGCUACAACAAAGUCAGGAGUCUCUGAAAGCUUAGCUGAAAGCUUAGCAGAAAGCCCAGUGGGUUGAAGUUAACCCAGCCAGUCCCAAUAUUUGAGGAGCCAGAGCUGGGAUUAUGUAUAUGUUUUUUGUUUGGUUUUUUUUUGUUGUUGUUGUUCCAGUUGAGGGUUUUGGGUGUAUUUUGCAUCCUGUGGUAGGACUUGACUAAAGGGAAACUUACAUCGUUGGAAACCAGACACAUACUUUAUUCUGUACAUAAUUAAUUGUGUAAAAUGUUUUUUCAUGUGAUUUUUUUUGCCAAUUUCUUUUCUACACUCUGCUAUUAAAAUGGAAUCUGUCGUUUAUAAUGCGUGCGUCUUUGUUGUUUAUUUUGGGGGCUUUUAUUCUUUGACCGUUUUUGGAUAAUUUCCAGCUCACCCUGUUUGUGUCAAUAGCACUGAGUAGCCCAGCCACUGGGACACGCUCAAGAACAGCAAUUUAGAACUUGAGGAAAUGGAGACUUGCAGAAGAGCUAAAACUGAAAAUUUCUUUAAGCUGUAAUGCAUGAUUUUGUUUACUUUCACUGUUUGAAAUGCAAGAAUGUGAUUAGAGUUGGUUUUGUUUGUUUGUUUAUCUGUCUCUGUGAUUUGUAAUUACUGUUGUAUUACAUCUGUACUUAAGCUGCUUCAUUGUAUUGUAUAAGCACAUGUAUGGAUGCCACAGCACUAAAGCAAGGGGAGAAAAUCUGUCCGACUGGCUUUUGGAGAAGAAGACUAAUCGGUAAGGCUCUGUGGCCUGACACCUGGACCAGACAUAUUGAGGUCACUUACAUGAUUUGAAAUGGGCUUUCUUUCACUGUAUUGUGAUCCAGUAACUAUUUGUGUUAAAUCAUUUAGCAGCUGACCAGCUCUGAAGAAGCAGAAGACCAGAACCCUGGUGUCAGGAAUUGGACUCGCUUCAUGUGAUAGAGACACAUGCAUGCCUACCCUGAAUGGUCCUUGAGCUAUCAAAAGCUCUAGCGUGAUGGUUCUCAUUUGUAUAGCUUGUUAAAGACUAAAGUAUUAAAUGUGUUUGCUUGGAUAAAUAUUACAUUUGUAAAUUGUUUAAAAAAUAAACAUAUCGUGGUCAACAA